UUACAAAGUUGGUAAGUGGUACCUCUUCGUUUAAAUCUUCUAUAAAUAAAUAAAUAAUAUGUUAUAAAUAUUGUAUAAAACUUUUGCAAUAUAGUAAACUAAAUUGGUAUUAAUUAAUUGAUGGGUUUCUAUAUGAAUCUCAAAUAAACCAACAUGAAAAUCACCAUAUAUUUUCAAAGGUUACUGUGCUCUUAACUUUUAAGUUUAGACUAAAAUAACUAGGACCUAGGUAUUUAAAUAGAUUUUCUUCUUCUGUUAUGGAUUUCUAUCAUGUUUACCUAAGUGUACAUGAUGUCUUUAAAUUAUGCCUUUGGUUUUUCUAUAUUAUUGCUUGCCCUUGUACUUCUAAAUAUCUAUUUCUUCUACACUCUCAACACAGUCGACAGAAAAUCUCCUAAGUUCAAUAUACCCAGUCUCAAAUUGGAUGUGACAUCUAGUAUUGUUGGUGAUAUCUAUGAAUACCUGAACUAUUUGCCUAGUCAAUAUCGUAAUAAGAACCCCAAGUUUGCUGUCAUUAAAAAAAAUCUUAUAACAUCUUUUAAUAAUACUAAAAAUGUUAAUCCUACAUCAGUGUGGCUUGAAACAACCAGUUGGUCCAACAAUAACUCACUAUUUCCUCAUGAAAAUGGUGCAGCUGGUAAGAUUUUACAAAUGUUGCAGACCUCACACAUAGCUUUUGUAGACAAUGCCCCUAAAGGAACACAAUUAAAACUUCUGUUUCUUAUUGAAGGAAACCAGAAAGUAUAUUUCAAGCCAAAGAGAUAUGAUUUAUCACAUACAAUACAAGGCAGUAUCUAUGCGGGCUAUGAUAGACAUAAUUCUGAAGUGUUUGCAUAUUAUAUGGCAAUGAUAUUAAAUUUUAAAUGGAUUCCCCCUUCAGUUAUACGAAAAGUGCACAUGGAUAAAGAUGUGUUGCCUGUAGCUACAAAUGGUUUAAAAAGUACAAUACUUAAAAAAAAUGAUGGAGUUUCAUGUAUUUAUGGAAAAUGUUUUUUCUGCAAAGCAAAUGAAACAGUGUGUCCAGAAAAUAAUGGUGAACUUGAAGGUGCCGCAAUACUUUAUUUGGACAAGCAAUUGAAAGUGUAUAAAUCCCCCUGGAGAAGGUCAUACAAUUCCCGAAAAAUGGAAUGGGAAAUUGACAAUGAUUUUUGUAAGAAAGUUAAGGUGACACUUAGCAGAAAAAGAUUACUGAACCUCAUUAAUGUUGCCAUAUUCGACUUCCUGAUUCAAAAUGGAGAUCGUCAUAGAUAUGAGGUGUACGGAGAUCAAAUAAUCCUACUUGAUAAUGGAAAGGGUCUUGGAAAUCCUUCAGUUGAUGAACUGGAUAUAUUAGCUCCACUUUAUCAGUGUUGUAUGCUCUCAAAGUCAACUUGGGGACAUUUAGAAAUGUUAUCCGGUGGAAGUCUUACUGAAACAAUCAAAUUGUUAUCAGGAUUUCAAGGCUAUAAAAUUGCCACAGACAACCAUUAUAGAGCAGUGGAGAGAAGACUAAUGAAAAUAUACGCAACUGUUCAAUACUGCAUUGGAAAACAUGGCGGCUCUAAAGUAUUCAUGAGUGAAUUUUGAAAAAUAUAUAUUUAGCGUAGGUAAUUAAUAGACUAUAUUUUCAUUUCUCGGCAAGAUGUACCUAAUCAAAAAUUUAUAUUGUAUUUUUUCUUAAUUAAAUGUUAUAUAUCUCUA
Molecule: messenger RNA, 1680 nt
Organism: Leptidea sinapis
Lineage: Eukaryota; Metazoa; Arthropoda; Insecta; Lepidoptera; Pieridae
Product: glycosaminoglycan xylosylkinase homolog
Exons: 6
Coding region: 289-1566 (425 amino acids)
Biological process (GO): protein phosphorylation
Cellular component (GO): Golgi apparatus
Molecular function (GO): phosphotransferase activity, alcohol group as acceptor
Source: RefSeq, a predicted model, not a curated record